CAUCAUGGCGGCCGCUGUGAGACUCGUGUCGAGGCUGACCCUGGUCACCGGCGGAGGCAGCGGGAUCGGACGCGCGGUGUGCCAGCGCUUGGCGUCCGAGGGCGCCUCCGUGGUGGUCGCUGACAUCAGUGAGGAGUCGGCCAAUGAGACGCUGGGCAGCCUGCAGAGAGGCCUCAGAGGGCAGGGUCACAUGGCGGCUGUGGUGGACGUCUCGUCCAAAGAGAGCGUGACGAAGCUGAUCACAAGUAUACAGACUCGUUUCUUCCAGCCUCCCUCGGUGUGUGUGAACGCAGCCGGCAUCACCCAGGACGACUUCCUGCUCCACAUGACGGAGGAGCAGUUCGACAAAGUCAUCCAGGUCAACCUGAAGGGUUCCUUCUUGGUCACGCAGGCCGUGGCUCAGGCCCUGGUCGCCUGUGGAGCAACCAAAGGAUCCUUGAUUACUGUUGGCAGCAUUGUGGGGAAGGUGGGAAACAUUGGACAGGCAAAUUAUGCCGCCUCUAAAUCCGGAGUGGAAGGUUUAACCAGAACUGCAGCCAAAGAGCUGAGCAGGUUCGGGAUCCGGUGUAACUGUGUGCUGCCGGGCUUCAUAUCCACGCCCAUGACGGAUAAGGUUCCAGAGAAGGUUAUUACCAAGAUGAAAUCUCUGGUGCCAAUGGGAAGAAUGGGCGAACCUGCAGAGGUCGCUGAUGUUUGUGUCUUUCUCGCCUCCGACGACUCCCGGUACAUCACGGGCGCGAGCAUCGAGGUCACAGGUGGACUUUUCAUUGGCUGAAUCGAACGGCCGUCACGCUGCUGAAGACCAAUGGGAGGAGAGCUCCUUCGUAGUUCAUUUAAUUAUUAAAGGGAAGAGAUUCUGCUGUUUGUGGCUCUUUGAUUAACGUUGAAUGUGUUUUAUAAAUCAUGCACUAAAGUGUAAAGAUUGUUUUUGUGUUAAUAAAUACCUGAUGUUUGUGUAGUGAAA
Messenger RNA from Pleuronectes platessa (European plaice), 964 nucleotides. RefSeq names its product hydroxysteroid (17-beta) dehydrogenase 8 (gene hsd17b8). The coding region runs from base 5 to 775 and encodes 256 amino acids. Gene Ontology annotation, molecular function: oxidoreductase activity, acting on the CH-OH group of donors, NAD or NADP as acceptor. The transcript is spliced from 9 exons. The record is from RefSeq and is a predicted model, not a curated record. NCBI's taxonomy places the organism in Eukaryota, Metazoa, Chordata, Actinopteri, Pleuronectiformes, Pleuronectidae.